AAACACACACACACACACACACACACGACCUAGCGUUAGCCACAGCAGCAAGGGCAGCCUCACGGAGUGGCUAACAUUUUAACACACAGAAAAAAAACUUCCACAAUCCAAAAAGCGAAGUAAGUAAGAGCAGGUACCCAAAAUACAUCCAGGGGGUGAAGACAGACAGCUCCACGAUGUUGAACCCGACCAAUGGCGACCCCAGCCAUGUUGUUGUGAAUUAUGUGGAGGAGUAUUUGGACCUGGUGGAAUCGCUGCCUUUUGAUUUGCAGAGGAGUGUGUCCCUCAUGAAAGAAAUCGAUGCUAGGUAUCAAGAUGUUCUGAAGGAGCUCGACGACUGUUACGAACGAUAUCGCCGUGAAUCUGACACGCUUCAGAGGCGAAAGCUUCAGUUAUCUAUUCAGAGGGCGCUGAUUCGCAGUCAAGAGCUCGGAGACGAGAAGAUCCAGAUCGCUGGUCAAAUGGUGGAGUUGGUCGAGAACCGAACGCGACAAAUCGACUGGCACUCUGAACUUCUCCUCUCCUCCUCCCAAGAAGUCCCAGAGAGCCACGUUCCCACAGCAGCGUCUCUGACCCCCACCGCGGCGUCCCUGAUGUCGCCCGCAGCGGUGGCAGCCACCAUCACUCCGGGAAAAACCAGCCACAGCGAGAAGAAGCGCGACGAGGUCACCCCAGGCUCGGGGGGCGGAGACAAAUCUGGGGGGAAGCGCUCGAGGCGUCAGAAAAACGGAGAAACUCGUGAGAGCUACGGCGGUCUGGAGCACGUCGAGGAUGUCGGGGUCGGGGCGUCGCGGGAAAAGAGGGCCAAAACGUCCUCGAAGAAGAAGAAGCGGUCGAAGGGGAAGUCAGAGAGAGAGGUGUCACCUCCAGACCUCCCCAUAGAUCCAGAUGAGCCGACGUACUGCCUGUGCGAGCAGGUGUCGUACGGCGAGAUGAUCGGCUGCGAUAACGAUGAAUGUCCCAUCGAGUGGUUUCACUUCUCUUGUGUCGGGCUCCAUCAUAAGCCGAAGGGGAAAUGGUACUGCCCCAAGUGCAGGGGUGAGAACGAGAAGACUAUGGACAAGGCCUUAGAGAGGGCCAAGAAGGAGCGGGCGUACAACAGGUAGCUCGAUCCAUCGGUUCUGAUUCACAGCGUUGUCUAAAAUAUAAAUCUGUCUCGUCUCUGUUUUCUUUUGACUGUCUGUGUGUUUAAAAAAGGAAAUUGAUUUGAUGAGAGGGAUCUUGUAAAUAGUUAUUUUUGUAACUUGCUGCAUAGCUGAGAACAGGAUUGCUCCCUCAUGGUGUGGGAUUGUUUCUAACAAAAUGGACACAUGUAACCAGCUGUCCUGCACUUACACACCCCCUUUUGUUUUCAUCUUGCAUGCAACAUCAACCCCACUCCAUUUAAUUGUGCUCAAUUAGCCAAAUAAAACAUUUCCAAACAAA
This is a messenger RNA of Labrus bergylta (ballan wrasse), 1425 nucleotides long. Lineage: Eukaryota; Metazoa; Chordata; Actinopteri; Labriformes; Labridae. The record is from RefSeq and is a predicted model, not a curated record.